Messenger RNA from Spirodela intermedia, 288 nucleotides. Lineage: Eukaryota; Viridiplantae; Streptophyta; Magnoliopsida; Alismatales; Araceae. The record is from the annotation of a GenBank genome assembly.
AUGGUGUCAAAGAUAUCAGAUGCACAUUUUGAAGCCCUAAAAGCAGACAACAAGAACCUUCGAGCAGAUCAAAGAAGGAUGAUCAAAGACAUAUAGAAAACAAGGGAGGAAUCCACGGAUUUGAUGUAUCAACUCCAACAGAAGAUGCAUUAAUUCCGGAUGACAGUAUGCAUGAGAUUGGAGGCUCUAGAGAAAAAGGAACAGCUUAAUCUGCAACCGACAUCAAGCUAUCAGCCAGCACAAUCAAAAUCACGACACAAGAAACCACCUCUUCACCCUUACCAAUAA